AUGCCAACCAACGGUAUCCACCAGGUCCUGAAGAUCCAGUUUGGCCUGAUCAACUGCCAGAACCGCUACCUGACGGCCGAGAGCUUUGGCUACAAGGUCAACGCCUCGGCGCCCAGCCUGAAGAGGAAGCAGAUAUGGACCCUGGAGCAGGAUGAGGCCGACAGCUCCGUGGUCUUCCUGAGAAGCCACCUGGGCAGGUACCUGGCUGCUGACAAGGACGGGAAGGUGUCGUGUGAAGCCGAGAAGCCGGGCAGAGAUGGGCGCUUCGCUAUUGUCACCCAGUCGGAUGGGCGCUGGGCACUGCAGUCUCAGCCCUACAAGCGCUUCUUCGGGGGCUUGGAAGACAGGCUGUCCUGCUUCGCCCAGGCUGUCACUGAGGCCGAGCUGUGGACCGUCCACCUAGCCAUCCACCCGCAGGCCAACCUGCUGAGCAUCAGUCGGAGGCGGUACGCGCACCUGAGCGCCCUGGAGGACGAGAUCUCCACCGACAGCAAUAUCCCCUGGGGCGUGGAUGCGCUCAUCACCCUCACCUUCCAGAACCAGCGGUACUGCCUGCGGGCCUGCGACAACCGCUACCUGCAGAACGACGGCGCCCUGGUGCCGGAGCCCAGCCCACGCACCGGCUACACCUUGGAGUUCAAGGCAGGGAAGCUGGCUUUCAAGGACUGCGACGGGAAGUACCUGGCGCCCAUGGGGCCCACGGGCACCCUGAAGGCUGGGAGGAGCUCCAAGUCGGGCAAGGACGAACUCUUUGAUUUGGAGGAGAGCCACCCGCAAGUGGUUUUCCUGGCGUCCAACGGCCGAUACGUCUCCAUCCGGCAAGGUGUCAACGUCUCAGCCAACCAGGACGAGGAGAUGACUCAUGAGACUUUCCAGAUGCAAAUUGACAGAGAGACCAAGAAGUCCAUCUUCCAUUCCAAAGCGGGCAGCUCCUGGACCCUGGUGUCCCACGGGGGCAUCCAGGUCACUGCCACCAGCGUGGCCGCCAACAGCAUGUUCGACAUGGAGUGGCGUGGCCGGCGGGUGGCCCUCAAGGCCGGCAACGGCAAGUACAUCUGCGCCAAGAAGAACGGGCAGCUGGCCGCGGUUAGCGACUCUGUUGUGCCCAGGCCCCGGCAGAAGGGGUGGCUGUGGCCCCAUUGGGCAGGGUUGCCCCACGACCCGCUGCCCACAGCCCUGCCACGCUCCCCAGGGGAAGACGAGGAGUUCGUCCUCAAGCUGAUUAACCGGCCCAUCCUGGUGCUGCGGGGCGACCACGGCUUCGUCUGCUACCACCGCGGCUCCAACCUGCUGGAUGCCAACCGGGCCACCUACGACGUCUUCCAGCUGCUCUUCAGCGACGGGGCCUAUCACAUACGGGGCCUCGGCGGCAAGUUCUGGUACGUCGCCAGCAGCGGUGCCAUCUGCAGCGAUGGGGAGAUAUCCGAGGAUUUCUUCUUCGAGUUCCGGGAGCGCGGGCGUGUGGCCAUCCGGGGGAAGAAUGGGAAAUACCUGCGGGGGGACCCGGCCGGCACCCUGCGCGCCGACGCCGACUCCCUGCCCCGCGCCACGCUCUGGGAGUACUGAGCCCGCCCCCUGCCCCUAAUGCAUAGACCCCUAGGGCCCGUGCCAGCUGCCUGGCACACGCCCAGCGACCCUUGCUGGACUCACCUGCUGCGCAGCAGGGAUGGGCACAAGGGAGCAUGCCCCCCCGCUGGGCAGCCGUGUGGGGGUAGACUGGCUGGGAGGGGCUUGUAAGAGAUUGACAUGGUA
This is a messenger RNA of Chelonoidis abingdonii (Abingdon island giant tortoise), 1752 nucleotides long. It is a transcript of the gene FSCN2, whose product is annotated as fascin actin-bundling protein 2, retinal. Gene Ontology annotation, biological process: establishment or maintenance of cell polarity; actin filament bundle assembly; cell migration. Gene Ontology annotation, cellular component: cytoplasm; actin cytoskeleton. Gene Ontology annotation, molecular function: protein-macromolecule adaptor activity; actin filament binding. The record is from RefSeq and is a predicted model, not a curated record. NCBI's taxonomy places the organism in Eukaryota, Metazoa, Chordata, Testudines, Testudinidae.